This is a messenger RNA of Lutzomyia longipalpis, 814 nucleotides long. Its product is annotated as odorant receptor 67c-like. Lineage: Eukaryota; Metazoa; Arthropoda; Insecta; Diptera; Psychodidae. Gene Ontology annotation, cellular component: plasma membrane. The coding region runs from base 71 to 745 and encodes 224 amino acids. The transcript has a single exon. Gene Ontology annotation, molecular function: odorant binding; olfactory receptor activity. Gene Ontology annotation, biological process: detection of chemical stimulus involved in sensory perception of smell; sensory perception of smell. The record is from RefSeq and is a predicted model, not a curated record.
UAAAUAAUUAAAGAUUUUCUUUUCUGUAAAUAGGUUCGUAGCUCUAACGUUUUUCGUAACUGGAAACUUGAUGGCUUUCAAGUUCUUCUGGACAGACAUUUUAAUCUUCUACGUACCUCUUCUAUCGCGAGGCUAUAAGUUUCUCUGCCAGUACUUUAUACUCUUCGCAAUGGCUGUAUUUGUAUUUAUCUCAGAGACUUUGCUCCUUAUUCUAGGAUUCUUCUUCGUGGCCAUUAUCAAUAUUUUCCUCGACGCCAUCAAGAAGCUCGACGAAAUCAAGUUUAUCGAAAGCUCUAAGAAAGUUCCAAUGAGAACGUAUCACAAGAAACAUGUUGAAAUACUGAAGAAACUGAAAGAUCUUGAGAAUAUCUUCUCAGGGAUUCAAACAGCUCAGCUGGCAAGUAGCCUACCAAUGGCGAUUGGAACGUUCUAUUUGCUGAGAUUGUACCCCAAUGAGAUCAUCUACUACACAAUGAUCUUCACAAUUUUGGGACAAUUCUUUGCAAUUUGCCUGUUUGGGGAGUGUAUUCACUCAAGAACGGAAAAGAUCUUCUCAAUACUCUAUCUAACACGAUGGUACGACAUGAAAAAGGAAGAUCAAAUGAUCCUCAUGAUGAUGAUGAGAAUGUCCAUUGAACCGUUUUGCCUGAAAGCAGCUGAUAUGUAUGAAAUUAAUUUGCAGACUUUUGUAAAUGUUACAAAGCUCUCAUUUUCUUUCUGUGCCUUUCUCUAUGCUCUACAUUAAAUGGAUUUCUUUUUUAAAUAUUCUUUAACGAAAUUUGAUGAUACUUUAUUGAACAAAAAAACUGACAUU